Molecule: messenger RNA, 1306 nt
Organism: Telopea speciosissima
Lineage: Eukaryota; Viridiplantae; Streptophyta; Magnoliopsida; Proteales; Proteaceae
Product: xyloglucan galactosyltransferase MUR3-like
Exons: 1
Coding region: 39-1286 (415 amino acids)
Molecular function (GO): glycosyltransferase activity
Source: RefSeq, a predicted model, not a curated record
UUUAUGUCCAUGACCUCCCUCCACAGUUCAAUGAGGAAAUGCUUAAAGACUGCAAGAGUCUAAGUCUCUGGACCAAUAUGUGCAAGUUCACCACCAAUGCUGGGCUUGGCCCUCCAUUGGAAGAAGAUAUUGAAGGGGUUUUCUCCAAUUCUAAAAUGUACGCCACCAACCAGUUUGCUCUGGAUGUGAUCUUCAACAACAGAAUGAAACAGUACAAGUGUUUGACUCGAAAUUCUUCGAUUGCUGCUGCCAUCUUUGUCCCAUUCUAUGCUGGAUUGGAUAUUUCUCGACACCUUUGGGGUUACAAUGCCUCUGUUCGAGAUGUAUUAUCACUAGCUUUGGUGGAUUGGCUUGUCAAGACACCUGAGUGGAAGGUCAUGGGUGGUAAGGAUCAUUUCCUGGUUGCUGGUCGAAUAACUUGGGAUUUCAGAAGAUUAACUGAUCAAGACUCUAAAUGGGGUAGCAAGCUCUUCACUCUCCCAGCUGCGAAGAACAUGUCGAUGCUUGUAAUCGAAUCGAGCGCGUGGAAUGGCAAUGAUUUUGCAAUUCCAUAUCCAACCUACUUCCAUCCAGCAAAGGAUUCUGAUGUCUUUGUAUGGCAAGAUCGAAUGAGGAAAUUGGAAAGACCAUGGCUUUUCUCAUUUGCAGGAGCUCCACGCCCUGGCUAUCCAAAAUUAGCAAGAGAUCAUAUCAUUGAACAAUGCAAGAAUUCCAAUGUCUGCAAGUUAAUUGAAUGUAAUUCUGGGCAGAACAGUAAGUGUCAUUCUCCCAGCAGUAUAAUUCAAAUGUUUCAGAGUUCUGUAUUUUGCCUUCAACCUCAAGGUGAUUCAUUUACAAGAAGAUCAUCUUUUGAUUCAAUGAUGGCUGGUUGUAUACCUGUGUUCUUCCAUCCUGGUUCAGCUUACACCCAAUACACUUGGCAUCUACCAAGGAAUUAUUCAAAAUACUCUGUUUUCAUUCCAGCAGAUGAUGUUUGGAAAAAGAAUGUUAGCAUAGAGGAAAGGCUUCUGCAAAUUUCUCCUGAACAGGUGAAGAUCAUGAGGGAAGAGGUUAUAAGUUUGAUACCAAGAUUGAUAUAUGCAGAUCCAAGGUCAAGAUUGGAAACUCUUAAAGAUGCAUUUGAUGUAGCUGUGGAGGGUGUCAUUGACAAAGUUACCAAGUUGAGAAAGGAUAUCAUUGAAGGUCAUGAAGAUAGAAAUUUUAAUGAGGAGAUUGCUUGGAAGUAUGCUCUGUUAGAGGAAGGACAACAUGAGGUAGGGCCUCAUGAAUGGGAUUCUUUCUUCUGAAAACCAAAUUAAGAAUGAUG